AGUAUAAAGUUCAGAACAGACUCUGAGUGGUCAGAGCUGUUUCCUUAUUUGUGCGUCUACGUGUGGCGAGCGGAACUAUUCUGGUAACUAUAGCGGGAACCUUUCUCGUUUACUUGACUUCAUGCACUGUCAGUGACGUAAUACCAGGAUAUUAGAAGAAUACCACGUAGCACCACGACCACUUUCACCGUAUACGGAUCACCAUGUUCAGGUACCUGUGCACCGCUGUGCUGGCAGCUUUGCUGAUCGCAGGCACCGUGGCAGACACACCUGCUAACUGCCUCUACAGCGAUAUCCAAGGAAGCUGGACGUUUUAUGAGGGCGAGAGAAAUCUCGACAACACAGCGACCUGUGACACAGUCGAUCCUGUGAGGGAAGUGAAGAUCACCCUCUCGUACCCGGACGUCGCCACCGACCAGUACGGCAACGUGGGCACGUGGACGCUCAUCUAUAACCAGGGGUUCGACGUGACGGUCAACGGCAGGACGUACUUCGCCUUCUCUUACUACACGUCGGACAACGGCACGGUGACCAGCUGGUGCGACCGCACCUUCCCUGGCUGGUCGCAUGACGUCACCGUCCGUCACUGGGCCUGUUACUAUGCCGUCAAGGACACACCAGUCACCAGGAAGGUCCACGUGGAUCCAUUCUCAGUCACCAGCUACCGCGACUUGAUGCAAAUGAAAUUCACAAGAGAUCGCCAGGAACUGCUCGUCAACGAGAUAAACAGGGCGCAGACAAUGUGGAAAGCCAAAGUGUAUGAACAAUUUGAGGACAAAACGUUUGAGGAACUAAUACAAAUGUCUGGAGGGAGGAGGACUUGGGUACCGCAGAGAGCCACGGCCGCACCGGUGACAUCAUCGCAGAAGCAGCGCGUCUCCUACCUGCCUAAGCAGUGGGACUGGAGGAACGUCGAUGGCGUCAACUACGUGUCGCCCGUCAGGAACCAGGAGCAAUGUGGAAGCUGCUUCGCCUUCUCCGCCCUCGCUGUCCUGGAGUCUCGCAUUCGUAUCCAGACGAACAACACCCAGCAGCCCGUAUUUUCAGUGCAGGAUGUCCUCGGUUGCAGCCCCCUCGACCAGGGCUGUUCUGGGGGAUUCCCCUACCUCAUUGGCGGCAGAUAUGGAAAGGACUAUGGGCUAGUGGAAGAGGCGUGCAACCCAUACCAGGGUGUCGACAGUGAUUGUUCGACCGACACCUCUUGCGAUCGCCAUUACACUGCUGAGUACAGCUACGUUGGAGGCUACUACGGCGCUACGAACGAAGUGACGCUGCAAGAGGCGCUGGUGCAGCGAGGACCGGUGGCCGUCGCCUUCAUGGUGUACGACGACUUCCGCUCGUACACCAGCGGCAUCUACAGACACAUCGAGACACGGGUCGACUUCGACCCAAAGGUGCCGUCCAGCCACGCGGUGCUGCUGGUGGGUUACGGCGUGGACGCCGCCUCCGGCGAGAAGUACUGGAUCGUGAAGAACAGCUGGGGCGAGGACUGGGGCGACGCCGGCUACUUCAAGAUCCUGCGCGGAGUCAACGAGUGCGGCAUCGAGGCCGAAGGAGUCGAGGCCACUCCCAUACCUCUGUGAAAACUCCAGCCUCCUACCUGCUUCCACCAGCUGUCUACAUAACACCAACUGCUUCUUGUAAUAAAACAUUACGUAACACGCCCUUUA
This is a messenger RNA of Schistocerca gregaria, 1670 nucleotides long. RefSeq names its product dipeptidyl peptidase 1-like. The transcript is spliced from 10 exons. Bases 204 to 1583 code for a protein of 459 amino acids. Gene Ontology annotation, molecular function: cysteine-type endopeptidase activity. The record is from RefSeq and is a predicted model, not a curated record. Lineage: Eukaryota; Metazoa; Arthropoda; Insecta; Orthoptera; Acrididae. Gene Ontology annotation, cellular component: lysosome.